Clonostachys rhizophaga is the source of this 1263-nucleotide messenger RNA. NCBI's taxonomy places the organism in Eukaryota, Fungi, Ascomycota, Sordariomycetes, Hypocreales, Bionectriaceae. The record is from the annotation of a GenBank genome assembly.
AUGUCUAUCAGAUUAUCCUUGAACCGGGUAUCCAGACGUGCUUGCUCAAGCCCCUCUGCUCACCUCCUACCACAAUUCGGACAAAGACGGUAUCUCGCAACGCCAGUGCCGCCAGUCACGCAGGAUGCGACCGGUUCAAAGGGCCCGACAGCUAUGGUCUUCCUGAACAUGGGUGGUCCCUCCACAACGGACGAAGUCGGUGAUUUUCUGAGCCGGCUUUUUUCGGAUGGCGACCUGAUACCCUUGGGAAGACUUCAAUCCUAUAUUGGCCCUCUACUCUCCAAACGCCGAACGCCGAAGAUCGAGAAGCAAUAUGCCGAGAUUGGUGGCGGUUCACCAAUUCGCAAGUGGUCGGAGUAUCAGAAUGCUGAGAUGUGUAAAAUUCUCGACAAGAUAUCUCCGGAGACAGCGCCACAUAAACCCUAUGUGGCCUUCCGCUACGCAAACCCAUUGACGGAGGAAAUGUAUAGCCAGCUGCUUGCGGAUGGCUUUGGCAAUGGGAAAGGUGGACGGGCUGUUGCCUUUACUCAGUAUCCCCAAUACUCAUGCUCUACGACUGGCAGCAGUUUAAAUGAGCUGUGGAAAUGGAGGCACCGGCUUGAAGGAAAGAGCGCUGGCAUCAAUGAUGGCACUAUCAACUGGAGUGUGAUCGAUCGAUGGCCGGCUCACCAUGGAUUGGUGGAGGCUUUUGCUCAAAACAUCGAGGCCAAGUUGGCCGAAUAUCCAGAAGAGCGACGGAAGGAUGUCGUCUUGCUUUUCUCUGCGCACAGCCUACCGAUGUCUGUUGUCAAUCGAGGUGACCCUUACCCUGCCGAGGUAGCAGCAACAGUGUAUGCUGUGAUGCAGCGGCUCAAGUUUUCGAAUCCUUACAGACUCUGUUGGCAAUCACAAGUUGGGCCCUCGGCAUGGCUCGGCCCGCAAACCUCGAAUACCGUGGAGGACUAUAUCAAGAAGGGACAGAAAGACUUGGUCCUCAUUCCUAUCGCCUUCACAUCUGACCACAUUGAAACACUAUACGAACUUGACCUGGAGGUCAUCGGGGAGUGUGGUCAUACAGAUACGGUGAAGCGGGCAGAGAGCCUGAAUGGAAGUCCUGUGUUCAUCCAGGCUUUAGCAGAUGUUGCGAAGGAGCACUUAAGCACCGGAUCGGCCACCUCUCAGCAACUAGGCCUCCGAUGUCCUGCUUGCAAGAGCGAAAGAUGCUCCGAGACUAAGAAAUUUUUUGCUGGCCAGCAGGAGAAGGUGUUCUCUCAAAUAGCGUAA